AUGGAAGAGAAGGUUUCCGCAUCAGGAUCUGCCUCAGAUCCUUCUAAAUCCUAUAUGGAGAGUCUUCUCUCGGAAAGCGGAGGGAAAAUUUUUAACGACUUUUCUAGCCUGAUCAGAGAGAUGGAAUGCCCGGAAGACGGCUAUUAUAAUGAUCAAGAUGAUAUUGUUGAUGAUGAUUCUGAUCUGGAUCCUUGCCCCAAGAUCCAUGUUACACAAGAAGAAUUUGAGGAGUGGUGUGCUCCGUGGAAAAGCUCUCUUGUCAUUCACGUACUAGAUAAGCGUGUGGCAUUCCGAAUGUUGGACAACAAAAUCCAGCGAGAAUGGGCUAAAACGGGAUCAGUGAGAUUGAUAGACCUAUCACAGGAUUAUUACCUGGUCCAAUUUGCUUCUGAAGAGGAUUACAAGCAUGCAUUAUUUGAAGGGCCUUGGCUUAUUGCUGACCACUACAUAGUCGUUCAAAGGUGGAGACCCUUCUUUACAGUGACUGCCAAACAGACGCGCAAGAUUGCUGCUUGGAUCCGUAUCCCAGGGUUGCCAAUUGAACUGUUCAACGAUAGAUUUCUUUGGCGAGUGGGGAGUAAACUAGGAACGAUGUUAAAAAUUGAUAAGCUAACAUCUAUUCAGUCCCGUGGAAGAUUUGCAAGAAUCUGUGUGGAGAUUGAUCUAAAGAAAAAACUAGUCCCGCAGAUAGAUGUUUUAGGCCAUAUUAAUCUCAAGUUAGAAUAUGAAGGUCUGCAUUCCAUCUGCUUCAAGUGUGGGAAGUACGGCCACAAACAAUCUUCAUGCCCACAAUUUCAAAAUGGUGACGACAAGGAAGAGAGCAAGAAUCAGACGCUAAUGGACGUUGAUAAUGCUACAACAAAAAUAGCUGAUCAAGUCCGCAGCCAUAACGAGAUUCCUAAACAUGUGGAGGAGAUUAUUCCCAAUCAAAAUGAACCUGAGUCUAAGGAUCAAUAUGGCCCUUGGAUGAUUGUGAAGAGAAAGAAAAAAUCCUUUAACUCAAGGAAUCCUUCUCAAGUGGCAACAACAAACACAAAUACCAGAUUGGUUGAAUAA
This is a messenger RNA of Cajanus cajan (pigeon pea), 1056 nucleotides long. The record is from RefSeq and is a predicted model, not a curated record. NCBI's taxonomy places the organism in Eukaryota, Viridiplantae, Streptophyta, Magnoliopsida, Fabales, Fabaceae.